This is a messenger RNA of Hevea brasiliensis (rubber tree), 900 nucleotides long. Its product is annotated as nascent polypeptide-associated complex subunit beta. Gene Ontology annotation, cellular component: cytosol; nascent polypeptide-associated complex. The transcript is spliced from 7 exons. The coding region runs from base 265 to 753 and encodes 162 amino acids. The record is from RefSeq and is a predicted model, not a curated record. Lineage: Eukaryota; Viridiplantae; Streptophyta; Magnoliopsida; Malpighiales; Euphorbiaceae.
CCCUUUAACACCUCUCUCCACUUAUCCUCAUCUGCAGCCGCUCGCGGUCUCGCUGUGUGUUUCCAUCGGCUCGCUCUCAUUUUUCAUUUCACCCCCUACCUUCCGUUCCUGCAGCCUACCCACCUGUCCUCUGUAAGAUUGCAUAGGCGCACACCCAUUUGAGUAGGGCACACCCCCAUUUGAGUAACAUUGUUGUCGAGUCCCGGCAUUAGUCCAAAAAGCUGGGAACUUUUCCCCAGGAAGUUGUAAAUUCACUCUUGUUUCAUGAAUAGGGAGAAGCUUAUGAAGAUGGCUGGUGCAGUUCGCACUGGUGGGAAGGGCAGCAUGAGAAGAAAGAAGAAGGCUGUACACAAGACUACUACUACAGAUGACAAAAGGCUCCAGAGCACGCUGAAGAGAAUUGGAGUGAAUGCUAUUCCUGCAAUUGAGGAAGUCAACAUAUUCAAGGAUGAUAUAGUUAUCCAGUUUGUAAAUCCCAAAGUUCAAGCAUCCAUUGCUGCCAAUACAUGGGUUGUUAGUGGAUCUCCACAGACCAAGAAAUUGCAGGAUAUUCUCCCUCAAGUUCUCAGCCAUUUGGGUCCUGAUAAUUUGGACAACUUGAAGAAGUUGGCGGAGCAGAUCCAGAAGCAGGCACCAGGUGCAGGUGCUACAGCAACCACAGCACAAGUGGAUGAUGAUGAUGAGGUGAUCCCAGAUCUUGUGGCUGGGGAGACAUUUGAGGCUGCUGCAGAAGAGGGUAAUGCUGCUGCGUAGGGAGAUAUAAAGGUAUUUUGUGGUAUUUUAUAUACUUCCUAUGUUUUUGUAGUUGUAACGUUGAUUGUUUAUCGUAUGUUCUAGAGACACCAGAUGAUUUGUUUUUUUUAUCCAAUUUAUAUUUGAGAAAUUUCUGAUUGGUUGUUA